AUGUGGAGGGUGCCUAGGGACGCCACACAAAGCCCUGAGUAUGUCAGGUUCCUUUGCAAAUGUCCCCCAUCUGAGGGAGAGAUCAGUAAGGCCUUGACAGCACAGUACCACUCCACCUACAGAUGUGACUUCAUGGGAAUGCCUCAAGGACAUGACCACAUUAAUAAUGCGGGAAGAAGACUUGUGCCUCUGCACAGCAGGCAUCUUGUGCCGCUCUCUACUGAGACAGAGAUGAGGGACAAUUAUCACCAGCUAAAGCAAAAACCUGACGUUGUGGGCAACCAGUCUCACUACAGCUGCACCAAUCGCAACGUGGCGGCGUGCUGUGGUAUAGUUCCAACUGUUGUGCAAAGGCAUGUCCACACCCAGCAGAAAGGAUCAGAUUUGACAACCUAUCAGAGGUUUUGUGGAAAGAGAGUCACUAAUGUCACAUCUGCAAUAAAGUCUCUGCUGCCGCAGGAGCUGCAGCAGUUACACAGUAUUUUACCUGAGGAAGAAAAGGAAGCUGUGAGAACAGUUUUGAGUAAAGCUGCUCAUCCAGACAAAGGAGAGAAUGAUACUGGGAGGAGGAUGAGAAACACCUCUGGGCCUGGAUGUCGGGGUGAGAUAGUUGCAGAUGACUUCUCAUCACAGAGACGAGUGAGCGAGGACAGUAAAGAGCAGCCUGAAUGGCUCAUGCGAGAGCUGCUGAAACAGAACAGGCGAAGACACUCUUUCACACUCGGAGAUAAGGCUCCGAUCAUGAGACGGCAACACCACAGUAUUGAUUCGAUUCGCAGACUCUGCAGCCUCAAGAUUGAUGAGACGAUAUCGCUCGACAACCUCCAGAAACUGAAAGAAGCAUUUGAGGACUUUGAAACGGGUGGCUUGAGAUGCAUCGAUGCAAAGAAUUUUGGACGGAUAGUGAAGAAGUGUUUGGGUUUGCCUAACACAGGUCAGUUCUGCACACACAUGCUGCAGGAGCACAAAGAGAAGGAGGAAAAUGCAAGACGCAGAAAGCAGGUGGCUUUUACUCUGCCUGCCGCUAUGAAGGCGUUGGGACAUGGCAUCCCCAUCAUCAACAUCCACUCCACCCAUGAUGGCACUAUCGUAACAGUGCGAGAAGAUGCUGCUGUUUGUUUCUGGAGUCCUGAGCUUAAACCCCAGAAGACCAAACACAUAUUUAAUGAAGGACCUGCUAAUAGGAAGUCAAAGUGGGCAAGUGACUUCACUCUGAUGGCAGAGUACAACAAGCUGAUGAUCGGAACAGGCGACAGAGAGAUCCAGCUUUAUGAGCUUUCCACUCUGGAGCCCUAUUGCCAGAUCAGUGCACUAGACACAGUUCCUCUGACAUUAAACUACGGCUACACUGGUCCUGAUAAAUGCUGUAUCUUGUAUGGAGACACAGAGGGAUGUGUGACUAUCAUUUUGAUAUCCUCAGCUGGAGAUACCCUCAGAUUAUGGAAUAAAUUACCAAAGGCUGAAAACAUACCCAGCAUAGCGAUCGACAACGCAGUGGUCUCUCCGAAUGUGACAUUUGUCAGAUGGAAGGUUCAUAAUGAUUGGGUGACACAGGCUAAAUAUUUUCAAAGUUUCCAAGCUGUUGUCUCCUCAUCAAAUGACGAAUCUUCUUCUCUUGUUAUAGGCUGUGUGCUGCCUUUAACGGACGCUGAGCAGCAGUUGAGUGAGAUCAGAGAGGCCUGUUAUGAAGGUAAGACCAAGAAGGUCCAACUGAGCUGGACUCCGCAGGUCCGGGCAUCAUGUGACCAGACAGUUUUCAGCAUUUACAAAGGCGUCAAGGCCUUUGAUCUUUGUGAGAAGCGCAGCUUGUUGGUCACUGGAGGCAUGGACAGACUCAUACGAAUGUGGAACCCGCAUUUUUCUGGAAAACCAACUGGUAUUUUGAAAGGCCACUCUGCUCCCAUCAUCUACCUCUGCAUCUCCUCAGAGGACAGUCAGAUCUUCUCUGUCUCCAUCGACAGCACUGUGAAAAUCUGGGAUCUUCAAGACCAGUGCUGCCUGUUUACAGCAGACCCCAAAGCGAGCGGGAUUCAUGGUGACAUAUCUGCAUGCUCAUAUUCGUCUGCUAUGAAAUCCCUUUUCAUUGCAGCAGACUGUAUGGCUGUGCUCUCCCUAAAGAUCAGGCCACAGUUUUGCAGUCGCCUCACUGUUUCACAUAAUGAGCCUGUAAUGUGCUGCGGAUACAGUGAGGAGUUUCGUCAAGUUGUCAGCUGCACUGAAGGAUCCGUGGUGAAAGUCUGGGAUUUUGACUCUGGGUGUCAGGUUUUUGAGUUUGGCGGCACACCUGAUCUGUCUGCCAUCACGUGCAUGGCGUUUGACCUCAGAGGGAGGAGACUCAUCACGGGCGGAAGAGAUGGAUGUUUGAAGAUCUGGAACUUCAACAAUGGUCAGUGCCUAAAGACACUAAAGAGGGACGGUGAAUGUCAUGAGGUGUGCGACUGCAUCUUUCUGAAAGUGCACAGGAACUGCUAUGUGAUGUCUGUCGGCCGUGACAGGAAGAUUGACAUUUACACAGACAUACCUGAGGACCUCCAUCAUGUCCAGAGGCCAAAGCCUUCGUGGCAGGAUGAUCUGAAAAACGGCCAUAAUGAGGACAUCCUUUGUGUGGCGCAGUGUCCUCCGACUCUCCUGGCUACCGGCAGUUAUGAUGGCGAGAUUAUAGUGUGGAACGUGGUUUCUGGACGUAUACAGUGUCGCUUUGUCAGUCCUCGUUCAGCUGAACACCCAAAUGUUGAAGGGACGGACACAAGUGUUCAGAGCAUCAUUUUCCUAAAGAACCUCCAGUUGCAGCAGUUUUCCUCAGCUACAGCUCUCCUGUCCUCUGGGACCACGGGUUGUAUAAAUAUCUGGAACAUGCUCAGUGGAGGAAAGUUUGUGAGCAGCUUCAAAGCUUCUAGGUUCCAACAAAAGAUUACAAAACUGGCUAAAACAGACAAGGACACACUGCUGUAUGCUGCCGACAAGAUUGGUUACAUCUAUGUUUACAACAUGAACAAGUUUGCCCUAGAGCCAAGAGGUUAGCCUCAUUCUUUUCUUGCCUUUGCUGAAAACUUCUGGCGCGCCCACACCAGCAGAGUUUCUGGCCUGCAGAUUGUUGACAAUGAUCAAGUGGUGCUUACCUCAUCCACAGACUACACUGUGCGCCUCUGGAGUACACGUGGAGAAUUCAUAGGGACCUUUGGGCAGUCCGAGAGCUGGAGCAUCCACAUCUCAUCUUCCUGGAUGCAUCCUGCUGUCCCCUAUGAGGUUCUGAUUCAUCCUCUGAGCAUGCCAGAUCAUGAAAUUUGGAACGUAAACACACACCUCUCUGAUGCAGUCAAUCCUGACGAGACUGAGGCUGACAGCGGGGAGCUAAAGGUGAGCCGGAUUGUUUCACAAAUGAUUAUCUGA
Messenger RNA from Seriola dumerili (greater amberjack), 3390 nucleotides. Its product is annotated as WD repeat-containing protein on Y chromosome-like. Gene Ontology annotation, molecular function: protein binding. The record is from RefSeq and is a predicted model, not a curated record. Lineage: Eukaryota; Metazoa; Chordata; Actinopteri; Carangiformes; Carangidae. The transcript is spliced from 30 exons.